AUGAACUCUGCUUUAAAACCAGUGUUGCCCCAGCCUGGGGUCCCUCAAGCUGCCGGCCAGUCGAGUCCCGCUAAGGGGAAUGUUGCGACCGCUAACCACGCAGUAGGACUGCCCCAAGGCGCGCAAAACUCUCUGCAUCACGGAUCAAAUAACCUGGUUGGUCAGAACCUAGUGCAUCACGUCAUAGUGCCACAGCUCCCUUCACACGCCGCGCCCUCGAUGGCACCCGUGUCUGCUAACAUGGCUCAGAUGGCACAGAACAUGAGCCACCACGGAAACCUGUCUCACGUUACACAAAACUCAGUUACUCCAGCGAAUAUCGCCGCAAGUCCAAGUAAAAGUGCUACUACCAGUUCUCCACUCAGCUUAGUACAAGAGAGCAAAUCUACCCCGUCUCAGCCUCUAGCCUUAACUAGAACACCGGAGAAAAAGGAGCCAGAUUCGACAGGAACGGCGAAUGGUACAGUUGAGUCUCCGAAGUCUGGGUCAAGUGCACCGGUCACAUUAAAGCCUCAAAACCCUGAACAGAAACAAGAUAAGCAAGAUAUAGCCAAAACAUCACCAAGUACAACCAAACCGCCUGAAAAGCCAGCCAGCUCUCCGCCGAAAGCUGAACCGUCAAAUCCAGUCAGCCAGACAGAUAGUCCGGUUCAACCUAAAGUGGCUACUGCCAAUGAACCACCAGAGAAGUCACCAUCGAAGCCGACUGAGUUAAAAUCGUCACCAACAGCCGAUGUAGCACCGACACAGAGCGAUAGCAAACCUGUACCGGAAUCGGCAAAUGAAAACCAGGUUCAAGAGAAACCUCCUACUCCUAAACCUGAAAUUGAGAGUGAAAGUCCAAAGGUUGAACCUGUUAAAGAAGAAAACAAAGAAGAACCUGAGAAACCAGCUCCCGAAAUCGAGGAAAAACCAGAAAAAAAACCAGAAUCCCCCAAAGAGCCGGAGGUCGAAAAGGUAGUGAAAGACGAAAAGGUGGAAAACAAACCUGAUGUAAAGCCAAAUGCAGCCAAAGCUGAGCCGAAAACAUCAAAGCCAACAUUAAAAUUGGCAACGGUGACGCCACCUAUGAGAAAAAGGAGGCAGGUUUCCGAUAAAGAAGCGACUCCCGCCAAAAAAGUGGCCGAAAGCGAUAGUACUCCGGACACAAGAACUAAGAGAAAUAGGACUAAAGUUCAACUCUACCAGUCACCGACCCCUGAAAUCGCGAUGGCCACCAAAUUAUCGGCAUCGGCUGGACGCUCAACACCGACAAAACAGAAUGAUGACAAACUCAUUGUAUUCUACAAAAACGAAUACUUGGCGGUUCGUAAUGCAGAAGGAGGCUUUUACGUGUGUCAGGCUGUGCAAAAUGUUUACCGGACAACAAGAAAAAUUAAAAUACGCUGGCUCUCACAAGAUAAAUCUGAUUCCACAGGAGAGACAUACAAACCGGAUUUUUAUGACGUCACUGAUAUGGAGUGCGUCUUGACAACUUUAUCGCUGUCUCGUGCGAGUGGAGGUGCCCAAAUUCUUAGGGCUGCGGAACGUGAACGAGCUCAGUCUAUACUACAGAGGGCGCUGGGGGCGGAGCGCGGGGAUAACUGUCUGCUUCUCACCGAAGAACAUCCCGAUGGUUUGGACCUAUCAUUGUAUACGGACGAAUCACAGUUGGAGAAGAAAUCACGUAAACGAAACAGCUCAAAGAGUUCUCCGAGUGACGCUAAUGAGACUGCAAAGGAAGAGGCGACGCCUAGCAAAAAGGCGCGAACGAUGCCAAAACGCAGUCCGAAAAGCGUCAGCAAAGCGAAAUCCGCUCCAAAAACUCAAAAACGAAAAUCUUUAGGUAGUACGCCCACAGUGGCGACCUCUAGCAAGGUAGGCAUAGUACGACGGAUAUAUAGAAAUACUGCCACGGCUCUGAGUGAGAAAUCAAAGAAGACUCCUCCUAAGAGAACUUCGGCGAAGCAGACGAAAAUAGAAACACCGACUGCCACACAGAGAGGUCGACGGGCUGCUAAAGAGAACAAGGCAUCGCCUAUAGUGCCAGUGCCAUCAACAUCGUCAGGCAAAACCGGCAGAUCCCGCCGCUUGCCUAAAUAA
Molecule: messenger RNA, 2082 nt
Organism: Danaus chrysippus (African queen)
Lineage: Eukaryota; Metazoa; Arthropoda; Insecta; Lepidoptera; Nymphalidae
Source: the annotation of a GenBank genome assembly